AUGUCAAACAAUCUUGGCGUCUGGCACAAAACAACCUUCGAGGCCGCCAAGGAACGUCAACAAACUUAUCAAGCCGCUGUCACUGUUGCAGGGCACAAGCGCAGUCACGAUCAGACUAGUACAUCUGGCAAUUCAGGGUUCUCAGGACCACCUCCGCAGUCAAACCAGGGUCAGAACAAUGCCCGCCCUCGGCAGAUUCCGGUUCUGCCCCGGGAGCCGCCCCGGCUCACUGCGAGUAGAAUAACUACACUGGAACAUGGCGCCAAAGAUACAAUAUCUGAAUACUCACAGCGUCGCCAAUUUCAGGCCACGCCGACCUCUACAGCAGAUCCAUUGCUUUCGCUCUCUCAUCCAGUCUAUGCCCUACCAACUCAGUUGGUACAGAACUUUGCUUCCCUUGGCAUCCACUCGAUCUAUCCCUGGCAAAAACAAUGCUUGCUCGGGCCAGGUCUACUCCGUGGGGAGAAGAACUUGGUGUACACGGCGCCGACCGGUGGCGGCAAGUCACUCGUCGCCGAUGUUCUUAUGCUUAAACAAGUCGCUGCAGAACCGGGAGCAAAAGCUUUACUGGUGCUGCCAUAUGUUGCUCUCGUCCAGGAGAAAGUCGCUUGGCUUCGUCAGGUAGUUCAGGGUAUGGCUAGUCCAAGCUCAACUACAGAUGUCAAGAACAAUGGCAAGGAAAGCAUUUGGCGUAGACGUGCUGACGAGGAUACUAUCCGUGUUGUUGGCUUUUUCGGGGGAAUCAACAUCAAGCCGAGAUGGGCCGAUUUUGACAUUGGUGUGUGCACGUUGGAGAAAGCAAAUGCACUCGCCAACACAGCGAUUGACGAUUGCUCAAUCAACCAACUAAGGGUUGCAGUUUUAGAUGAACUGCACAUGAUUGAUGAUGACCACAGGGGCUAUCUAUUUGAGCUUCUAUCCACAAAGCUUCUUUGCCUCGAUCAUCCAAUUCAGAUUGUUGGAAUGAGUGCUACUUUGGCUAAUGCAAAACUGCUUUCCACUUGGCUGUGUGGACACCACUACGAAACCGCAUACCGUCCAGUCCCUAUAGAGGAACACUUGGUGUACGAUGGAAAAGUAUACUCUGCUGCGACCACGAGCAAUCUUCUCAGAACUGCCUGUCAACUUAACGGUACUGCCCCGAUAUCACAAAAGCCAAGCCAUCCCAUGCGUGAGGUUGCGAGUUCUUCCCACAAAGAGCUCUCAAGUCCGGUCCUCAAUGCAGUGGUGGCUCUAGCCAAUGAGACAGCCACAUUAGGGUAUGGAGUACUCAUUUUCUCUAGCAGUCGAGCUAUAUGCGAGUCAAACGCCAUUUUGAUCAGCCGAACAAUGCCAUCGAUCAAUGACAUUGAUCCCUAUAUCUUGGACAAGAGAAAAGACCUAUUAGCGGACCUGGCCAGUCUGAACUGCGGACUGGACCCUGUUCUGUCGCAGACUAUUCCCUACGGGGUUGCCUUUCAUCACUCUGACUUUAUCCAGGCCGGGUUGACCUCGGAAGAACGUGACCUAGUUGCAAAGGCAUAUGACAAUGGCAUCUUGAAGAUAUGUGUUGCUACUGCCAGUCUGGCAGCAGGCAUCAAUCUUCCUGCAAGAAGAGUCAUUCUCCACAGUGCACGCAUGGGAAGAGAUCUUGUCGGCCCCUCGAUGCUUCGGCAAAUGCGAGGAAGGGCCGGCCGGAAGGGUAAAGACGAAGUUGGCGAGACAUAUCUUUGCUGCCAGUCCUCCGAUUUGGAUAAUGUCCUAGGUCUGAUGCACGCAGAGCUACCCCAUGUGUCGAGUUCCUUGACUACGGAUCGGCAAAGGAUUCAAAGAGCUCUUCUCGAGGUGAUAGCAAUACGGUUGGCCACUAGCCGCUCUUCACUAGAUGACUAUAUGCGCAAAACCUUGCUUUACCACUCGGCGGAUGUAAAGGAGAUCGAGACGCAUGUUGAGACGAGUCUUGCAAACCUCGAAAAACUCAAGUUCAUCACCAUGGGAGACUUUCAGACAUAUGAAGCGACCCAGCUCGGCAAGGCCAUUGUUGCAGGGGCCUUGGACCCGGAAGAUGGCACUUUCAUUCACAAUGAGCUCAAAAAAGCACUCCAGGCGUUUGUCAUGGAUGGCGAUCUACACGUGCUGUAUACAUUCACACCGGUGCAUGACUUUGCUGCAAACAUCAACUGGCGUGUGUUCUGGAACGAAAUGGAAGGCCUUGACGAGAGUGGGCUUCGAGUACUGAAGCUUUUGGGACUAAAGCCUACAGUCAUCAACAGGAUGGUACAAGGCGGUCAGCUUAGACAAGUCACAGAUGAGGAGAAAGAGCUGGCCCGCGUGUAUCGUCGCUUCUACAUGGCUCUGCAACUGCGAGAUCUCUGUAACGAGAUGCCUGUGCAUGUUGUUGCGCGAAAAUACGAUGUGCCCAGGGGCACUGUGCAGAAUCUUGCGCAAAACUGCCAAGGCUUUGCGGCGGGAAUGAUCAAGUUUUGCGAGCAUAUGGGAUGGGGUGCCAUGGCUUCCGUGCUGGAUCAUUUCUCCGACCGCCUCAAGGCAGGGGCGAAAUCUGAUUUGCUAUCGCUUGCAAAAAUCAUGUUUAUCAAAAGUCGAACAGCCCGCGUAUUUUGGGACAAUGGCUUCAAGUCGGUUGCGUCAGUGGCCAAUGCCGACCCGGAACAACUUGUCCCGAUCCUCAUGCAGGCUCAGUCGAACAAGAUCCGCUUGAACACCCAGGAUGACAGACAGGUGAAGGAGAAGCUUCUCAUCAAGGCGCGGGCUAUAACGGAAUCGGCCAAUCGGCUGUGGCGUAAGUUUAUCAUCACUUUCGCUUCAUAUCAAGACUCUCGUACGGUUACUGACGCGGUACUUGAUGGCGCAGAACGGGAGAUGCAGGAAGAGCUUAUGGAGGAAGAGCAGUAG
Molecule: messenger RNA, 2892 nt
Organism: Pyricularia oryzae 70-15
Lineage: Eukaryota; Fungi; Ascomycota; Sordariomycetes; Magnaporthales; Pyriculariaceae
Exons: 9
Coding region: 1-2892 (963 amino acids)
Molecular function (GO): nucleic acid binding; ATP binding
Source: RefSeq, a predicted model, not a curated record